Cotesia glomerata is the source of this 2660-nucleotide messenger RNA. RefSeq names its product dnaJ homolog subfamily C member 7-like. The coding region runs from base 312 to 2420 and encodes 702 amino acids. NCBI's taxonomy places the organism in Eukaryota, Metazoa, Arthropoda, Insecta, Hymenoptera, Braconidae. Gene Ontology annotation, molecular function: protein binding; nucleic acid binding; zinc ion binding. The record is from RefSeq and is a predicted model, not a curated record. The transcript is spliced from 12 exons.
GCUACAAAUACUAUUGGAAGAACAUAACGUUAAAAUAGAAGAGUAGGGGGUUCCCUGAAAGACUAUCCUCAACUAUCGUCGUCAGUUUUCAGCAGAUCGCGUUUUGUUUUGUGCCGGUGGAUGUGGCAAGUUCGGACUUUAAAUUAUUGCGCGUUAGAUAUCAUCGAGCUGAGUGUGAUUGUUUUAUGUGUCGUGUGCUGCUGGUUUAAUAUGUGAUUGUUAUGUAUUAUGAUAUUAACCGAGUCUAGAACAAACGACAGUUGACUUUUUAUCGUCCAUUAUACUUAUUUCACAAGUAUACAAGUACAUAUAUGUUCGGAAGUUUCUUCGGUGGAAUCGGACACAACAUUUGGUCUUUCGACCAACAAGAAUUUGAAGAUUAUAUUAUCUCCCAGUACGGCGAAUUUCCAUGUUCUCCAAGAAGAAAAUUGAGAAAGACGAGAAACCGUCCGUCGAGUAAUUGCAGAGGUGCCAGUGGAACUAACUUUCCAGCAGAUUAUGAAGAAAAAGUGUUUUCAGCCACCGACAAGCAUCAGCAGGAAAAAGAAAUGAUGGUGUGUUUCAACUGCGGAUUGCGUUGGCAUAAAAUGAAUCGGUGUCCUGCUGAAGGUAAAGUUUGCUUGAAAUGCGGUGAAAAGAAUCAUUAUGCGCGAGUUUGCAGAACUCUUCGUGAAAAAACGCCACUCGUCAGCGACGCUAUGAAGAAAGACACUGCAACAAACAACCACCAAGGUGUGAAGCCUAAUAAAAUGAAGGAGAAUAUCAAAGGAACUGAUUCGCCGGUUAAAGCUGAGAAAAAUAAAAAGGACCAGGCUACUUUUAAUGUUUUAAAAGAAACUAAUGUUAAGGUUCCAAAGAAAAAUGAUAAUAAUAGUAGUAGUAGUAGUGAGAGUAAUAAUAAUAAUGUUAGAUCAGCGCCUAAGGUUUCUAAAAUUGAUCCGGUAACAAAAACAAAGCCAACUGAAAAUGUACCUCUGAAUGUGAAGACUAACGUGCCGUCACCGUCAGCAGCUAUUAAAAUUGAAGAAGAAAAAAAAGAAAGAAUGAUGAAGGAGAAAAAGGACGAGGCUAAUACAUUAUAUAAACAAAAAAAGUACAAACUAGCGUUAUCUCAAUACACAAGACUUAUUGAACUUUGUCCAACAUCGGAAUUGAACUAUGGAAAUCGAGCGGCUUGCUAUAUUAUGAUGGAACGGUAUGAAGAUGGUUUGGCUGAUGCAAAAAAAUCUGUUGAGUUAAACUCAACUUUUGUCAGAGGACAUGAAAGGGCAAUCAGAUGCUUAAUUGAACUGGGUAAUAUCACCGAAGCCGGUACUUGGGUGAAAAAACUUGAAUCUGUUGAUGCAAAGAACGAGCGAUUAAGUGUCGAAAAAGAAAAAAUUAAUAAUACCACUCGAUACUUGAAUAAAAUUGAUAAGUUGACGUCUGAAAAAAAAUAUGCUGAGGCUGUCAAGUACUUGGACAAGUUGAUAGCCGUAAGCUCGCAGUGUAUGAGUUACAAACUGAAAAAAGCCGAAUUUUGGGUACAUAUGGAAAAAUAUAAAGAUGCUGAACCAUUAAUCAAUGAUGUACUUAAGCACAAUAAAUCAAAUCCUGAUGCCGUGUAUUUACUCGGCCGCUGUCUUUAUUAUUUGGAUACUGAGAAAUCUAUUUCACAAUUGAAGGAAGUUUUUCGCUUAGUACCCGAUCAUUCAGAAGGCUUAAAGUUAUACAAGAACGCUAAAGCACUGAUUGAUAAAAAAAAUGAAGGGAAUAACGCUUUCAUCCAUAGGAAAUACAAUAAAGCGCACAAAAUAUAUUCUGAGGCUUUGCGAAUCGAUCCGAGUAAUCAGAGAAUGAUGAUGAAGCUCUAUUACAAUCUAGCACAAGCUUCUUACAAGCUUGAUGAAAUUUCAAGAUCUACUGAAGAAUGUACGAAGGCUCUAAUCAUAGAUCCAAAUUAUUAUAGAGCUUUGUUGCGUAGAGGACAGAAUUACAUGGAAAAAGGCGAUUAUGAAGAAGCUGUCGCUGAUUUUACUAAAGCGGAAAACAUUGAAUCGAGCUCUGAAGCGCGUAGAUUAUUGGAUGAAGCCAAGAAAUUACUCGCUAAAGCUAAGAACGAUUAUCAUGGAAUAUUAGGAGUUAAAAAAAACGCUUCCUUGGAUGACAUUAAAAAAGCUUAUCAUGAAAAAGCUAAACUACAUCAUCCCGAUCGUCAUUCGAGUCAUUCUCUUGAAGAAAAAGUUAACAAUGAGAAGAAGUUCAAAGAAAUUACUCGGGCUUACAGAUCGCUUACUAAUGGUUCUAUUCCUAAGAAAUAUAAGUCUGAUAGUGAUGCCGAUGACGACGACGAUGAUGAACCUUGGGAGUGUCCUUUCGAAGAACAUCUUAUGAAAUUUAUGUUUUCACAUAUAAACAGAAAGAGAUACCGUUUCUACUAAUUUUUAUUUUUUCAUUUUUUUUUUUUGGUUUUAAUUAUCAGUUGAAAUUUUAAAUAUUGUUUAAACAACUAUUUUAACUUACCAAGUACAGCUUUUCAUAAGCAUUUCUUAAAUAUCAGUUUAAUUAAAAUAUGUUAGAAAAAUAACAAGUCAAAAUUAGGUAAUAACAAUAAAUAUAAUGUUUAUUACGUUUACAUAACUGUAAUUUUGGUGACAAUAAAAAUACUAUAAUACAACAGA